Neospora caninum is the source of this 1566-nucleotide messenger RNA. RefSeq names its product agap001651-PA, related. Gene Ontology annotation, molecular function: structural molecule activity. Lineage: Eukaryota; Apicomplexa; Conoidasida; Eucoccidiorida; Sarcocystidae. The coding region runs from base 1 to 1566 and encodes 521 amino acids. Gene Ontology annotation, biological process: ubiquitin-dependent protein catabolic process. Gene Ontology annotation, cellular component: cytosol; nucleus; proteasome regulatory particle, lid subcomplex. The record is from RefSeq and is a predicted model, not a curated record. The transcript is spliced from 8 exons.
AUGACGGCAAAUUCCGGCCCCGUCAACACCGGCGGGAGUGCACCGGCGGGGGACGAAUCCCUGGCCAACGCAGCUGCAAAGAAGCGCGAACAAUUGGCCGCCGCAGCAAGUCCUCAAAUGCGGGCUCUUCUUCAACAGGCUCCGAGCGAGAUGAAACAGCCCGAGCAGCGACUGCAGGAAGAGAAAGCAAAACAUCCAGAGGCGGUCGCCUUGCUUCAGCAGAUCGAGGAUGCCCUCGUAUCAAAGCGUUACCACGAGUUCACGAUGGCGUCGUUCGCAUACGUUGCUCCCCUGUCCCUGGGAGACAACUCUCUGGGUAGCGCAUCCAUCGAAGUUCCUUCACCCGCGCCGAGCUUCUCAGGCCUCGACCGCGUGGAGUUCUUCUUCUACGUAGUCGGCCCGCUGCAGAACAAACUCGACGAGGCGGCCUUCCUCAGACUGCUCGGCGCUGUCUGCGAGGACAUUGAUGGCCGAGACGCGCUGUUUUUUCUCUCGUACUACCCCUUGUCGGACGGCACACAGAGUUCGAGUGGCUCUGGCCAGAGCCGGGGGGCGGAGAGCAGCGUGCUGUCGCCAAACGCGUCUCCCUCGGCCUCGCAGGCUCCCAACGCCGCGCUGGCAGCUGCGCUUGAGGCAGAAGUGUUGUAUAAGACGUGCCAGAGCUACCACCUCUCUCAGUGUCAGGAAUUUUCCGAGAGCGAAGAAAUUCUUGACGAGCUUCAGAAGAAGUUGCAUGACACUUCGGUCGGUGUUGGCGGCGUCGCCCAAGCCGCCUUCCAGCGCGCGGCAGCCACUCUCGCAAAGGCGCAGGACAAGUAUGCGGAGUUUUAUCACCACGCCAUCAUCUUUCUGGCGUACACUCCCACCAUGAGUAUUCCAGAAAAGGACCGCGUGGGACUCGCCUACGAGAUUGCUGUCGCCGCCCUUGUCGCCCCGGAUAUCUUCAACUUUGGCGAGUUGAUGCAACAAGCCUUGAUUCUGUCAACACUGAAGACUGAGCCGGAACAUCAGUGGCUGUGGUUGCUCCUCGAGGCCUUCCAUUGCGGCUCUCUCCCACAAUUUGACGCGAUUUGCUCGGACUACGCCCGCCAAAUCCAGGCAACAGCGCUGGCGAACCACAUGCCUGCGCUGCGCCGGAAGAUCGCAACCGCGGCGCUGCUGCGUCUCGCCUUCACGCGAUCGGCAGCCGGGACUGCAGCGGGCAACCCAGAGGCUUCCGGGAUGGGCGAGGGCCCUGCGGCGGAGGCCCCGGUGGGCCUGUCUGCCGGCGGAGCGGGGAUUUCGGCGGCGUCGCGCAGUCUGAGCUUCGAUGUCAUUGCCAAGUCCUGCAAGGUCGGCGAAGACGACGUCGAGCGUCUGGUGAUGCGCGCCAUGAGUCAGAAACUGAUGAGAGGAAGCAUCGACCAGGUUAAGCGUCAGGUGUUUGUCACCUGGGUGCGGCCGUCGCUUCUGCUCGAUGAAACCGGCAUGACCUACUUGCAAGAUCGGCUGCUGCGGUGGAUUGGGGCUGCUGAGCAACUACACCAGCAGCUGCAAAACCAGACGACUGAGCUUCUCGGCUCGUAG